AUGUCCGACUUGCGUCAAGCGCUGCUCAAGGACCGCAUAGCUCGCCUGCCGCACUUGCCAGCAAUCUCACCAAGCGCAGCUGCUGGCACCUCUUCCAGUGGUGCGGAUCCAACACAGCCCGGUCUGGGUGCUCUGCGCGAGGAGGUCGGCGCAUCACGCACCGCCAGCGUUUCGACGGGUAUGCCGCCACCUCCCUCACAGUCCCUGCUCGGAUCAAGCUUUCAGCCAGCUGCAUCGGACAAGAGUGAUGCUUCCAGCAUGCCGUCUCGCGGCAAGAUGAGAAAGGCGAUGAGCCAAGUGGACUACUCUCCACUCUCCGCAAAGGGCUGCUUCGAACAGGCGUUGGAAAUCGAGUUGGAUGUGCCUGCUCAUGCGGACAAGCUGACAGGCAUCUCGAGCGGGGAUGUGGCAAAAGCAUCUUUUCGAGUAUAUUACACGCCUCCGAUCGUCGAGCAGGAAGGGCACGAGACGAAGCAGACAGCCUCGAGGAAGGUUCAGGGCAGCGCUGCUUCGAAAGCUCAGACGAGCUUCAUGGAUGCGAAUCUCGACGACUUGCAACCGAUCGUGGCGGGCGACGAGAACGAGGACGUGCCAGGCUCAUCGUCAGCUGCAGGUUGCCCGCAGGUCAAGGACAAUGGCACAGUGUUUGUGUUGAUCCACGGCGCAGGCUACUCUGCCCUGUCCUUUGCUCUCGUCGCCAAGGCCAUCAAGCGUCUCACGCAGGGCAAAGCAGGCGUCUUGGCCGUGGAUUGUCGAGGUCACGGUCGAACCAGCAUGGAUUUCGACGCGUCACCUGCACACAGCAUGCCGACUAGCGGCCACACGCUCGACAUGUCCUUGAAUACGAUCGCACUUGAUCUCGCGAGAGUGAUCGGCUCCCUCUUCCAGACACCCGAGGGCACCCCAGGUCUCGUCCUGGUUGGUCACUCCAUGGGAGGUAGCGUGGCCGUAGAGGUAGCUUCUCUUCUCACGCGAACAACACCACCACACCCUACUGAUGACUCGUCCGCAUCAACAUCUUACGUCCUGCCUGCAAGCAAGAUUCAAGGGGUAGCAGUGCUAGACGUGGUAGAAGGCACAGCCGUCGCUGCUCUGGACUCUAUGAAGCACAUCAUCCUCUCCUAUCCAAGCGGAUUCGAUUCGGUGGAGGACGCGAUCAGAUGGCACGUGGAGAGUGGAACGGUCAUCAACCCAGACAGCGCAAGACGAAGCGUACCCAGCUUGUUGAAGAAGAACGAUGGCGUUGCCGACAGCGCAGUGCCGAGUCAGAUGACUGGCAUUGCGGAGGAUGACGAGGAAGGACAAGAAGAAGCCGUCGAAGAGCUGUCCGAGUCGGUCAGGCCUGAGCUGCAGCCGGAUGGCACUUCGCUUGCGCAGGAGACCACCUUGCCCAGCUCCAAGACCUCGAGACGCAAGACACGACCGCCCGCUUGGGUCUGGGUGCACGACCUGUUGGCCACGUCACCCUUCUGGUCAGGCUGGUUUACGGGACUCUCAUCCAAAUUUCUGUCGGUCAGAGCUCCUCGGCUACUGCUACUGGCUGGGACGGACAGGCUGGACAAGGAGUUGAUGAUUGGUCAGAUGCAAGGCAAGUAUCAACUAGCCGUGUUCCCUGAAGUGGGUCACAGUCUACAAGAGGACGCACCAGAAAGGACUGCUCAGACUCUGGUUGAAUUUUGGAAAAAGUCCAACGCACCCCCUCCCAUUUCCAGCUUGUCCAAAUUCAAACCUGGCAUCCUGCCCGGCGCUGCGCCCGCGACCUUUGUUCCUCCGCCGCCCUUUGGGCGUGCCAGCGCUUCUGCAGGCCAAGUUGGCCCCUCUGCGAAGACAUUUGGACCUGCGCAGCGGUGA
This is a messenger RNA of Ceraceosorus guamensis, 1851 nucleotides long. Its product is annotated as alpha/beta-hydrolase. Gene Ontology annotation, molecular function: protein methylesterase activity. The transcript has 3 exons. Bases 1 to 1851 code for a protein of 616 amino acids. NCBI's taxonomy places the organism in Eukaryota, Fungi, Basidiomycota, Exobasidiomycetes, Ceraceosorales, Ceraceosoraceae. The record is from RefSeq and is a predicted model, not a curated record. Gene Ontology annotation, biological process: protein demethylation.